Molecule: messenger RNA, 606 nt
Organism: Wickerhamiella sorbophila
Lineage: Eukaryota; Fungi; Ascomycota; Dipodascomycetes; Dipodascales; Trichomonascaceae
Exons: 1
Coding region: 1-606 (201 amino acids)
Source: RefSeq, a predicted model, not a curated record
AUGGUCCAGAAACGAGUCACUGUAGCUGCCAGCAGGCUCUGCCCCGCCAGCCGCAUUAGGAGUCUCGGGACGCAUCAUCUGCGACGGCGUAUAAGGCGAUGCAUUCGCAAACAGCUGCGUGCGCUCUCGCUGAUGUGCCUGCCCAGCAGCAUAUCGCGACGAAGACAUGCGGUGGAUUCUAUCCAGAUGACAAACUUGGAGGCCGUGGAGAAGGACAAAACAGAAGAACUAAAGGGGGUCAAGUAUACGGUCACUGCACAGAGUUUUGCGGAGGCGAUUUCUGUUAUGGUUUACAAAAAUGAUAAAUGCGGUAGAAUAUUCGAAUGCCAGCUUUAUCCGCAGCCGGGCGGCGUUUUGAGUUCAGAACUCAUUCUGCCUGGGCUCACUCCUAGACCACUACUCGGAGCUACUCUUGAAGACACUGCAGGUAGCUUGUAUUCGUCGGUGAUUGCUUCUAUGGUGAUGCGACAAAGUCCGGACGAUACGCGCAAGCUCGUAAUUGGACUGGGAGCAGUAGGGCCCAAAGCUGGGCAGCCCCCAGGACCAGACGAUCGCGAAGAGCUGCUUUUUGUGACGAAACUCGUUGAAUCAUGUCGUGUGUGGUGA